AUAUAUAUAUAUAUUCCACGCAUUUUGCGCAUCCAAAUCUGCAACUAUAUUCACCUACACAAUGGAGAGCACUUGGUUCUUCCUUGUCUACGCUUGUUGUAUGGCGGCUAGCUGCUUAACUACAGCAGCACAAACCAACAUUAGCACAGACCAGUCUGCUCUUCUUGCUCUCAAAGCCCAUAUCACCAGUGACCCUCAUAACUUGAUCUUCACCAACUGGUCAACCAAUACUCCCGUUUGCAACUGGGUUGGCGUUACCUGUGGUGCGCGCCACCUUAGAGCCACAGCCUUGAACCUCUCCUACUUUGGUCUCCAAGGCAGUAUUCCUCCACAGCUAGGCAACCUAUCAUUUCUUGUUGAUAUUGACUUGAGAAAUAACAGUUUCCAAGGUCCUUUGCCCCCAGAAUUGGCUCGUUUGCGUCGAUUGAAGUUCAUUAGUUUCGGAUUCAACAAAUUUAUGGGAAUCAUUCCGACAUGGUUUGGGUCCUUAUCCAAACUUCAAACCUUGUCUUUGUACGGUAAUAAAUUUUCAGGUUCCUUACCAAAGGCCAUCUUCAACUUAUCAGCACUUGAAGUAAUUAGUUUGAGCUAUAACCAGCUAUCAGGUAGUAUACCGAGAGACAUUGGAAAUUUAACAACGUUGAAAAAGAUCUACCUUGAUGAUAAUAAUUUUAUGGAAAUUCCAAAUGAGAUCAGUGCUUUAACUCAACUGGAGAAGUUGGCUGUGGAAGAAAACGCCCUAGAAGGAAAUGUUCCUAUGGUUGUCUUCAACAUGUCUUCUUUGAUUAUUUUGACUCUACAUGGAAACAACUUGAAGGGUAGACUUCCAGACAAUAUGUGUCAGAAUCUUCCUUAUAUUCAAGGGUUGUAUUUCAGUCAGAACAAGCUUGAAGGUCCACUUCCAUCCAUAUUUUGGCAAUACAAACAACUUGUUGAUUUAGCAUUGUGGCGUAACAACUUCAGUGGAAGCAUACCCAAAAAUAUUGGGAAUGCAACCCAGUUAAUGCAGCUUGAUCUUAGCGAAAAUAAUUUAACAGGUACUGUACCAUAUGAGAUUGGUCAUCUUUCAAAUUUAGUGACAUUGAAGCUCACUGCUAAUAAUCUGAAUGGCCUCCUCCCAACCACAAUCCUCAAUAAUUCCACAAUAGUGGGUAUAGAUCUAGGUGAGAAUCAGCUCUUAGGGAGCCUCCCAACAAACAUAGGUCGCGGGCUUCCAAAUCUACAAUAUCUCUUCCUACCAGCAAAUAAACUGAGUGGAGUAAUCCCCAAAUCCAUCUCCAAUGCUUCUCAACUCGCAAUCCUAGACAUGGGAUAUAACUUAUUCUAUGGUUUUAUUCCCAGCACGCUAUGUGCCUUAACAAACCUUCAGAUUCUUUCUUUAUCAGAGAAUAAUUUAACUCUUGAAACUACUACUCCGGAACAAAAUGUUCUCUCUUGCUUGAAAAAUCUUAAAAAUUUGUGGCAGUUAGUCUUCUCAAGCAAUCCAUUAAAUAUCAACCUCCCUAUUUCCUGCUGGAAUCUCUCUACAUCACUUCAGGAGGUUUAUAUGUCCAACUGCAACAUGAGAGGUAACAUUCCCAAUGAUAUAGGCAACUUGAGCAGCUUGACCAUCUUAGCCCUACAUGACAAUAAAUUAAGUGGAUCAAUCCCAACCUCAAUUGGAAGACUACAAAAUCUCCAAGGUUUGGAAUUGGGAGAUAACAAAUUGCAAGGACACAUUCCGGUUGAAGUUUGUCGACUACAAAACCUAGCAAUCUUAGAGUUGGGUGGUAACCAACUAUCUGGCUCUAUACCUUCUUGCUUGGGUCAUCUAGUCAACCCACUAAGAAUUCUAUCAUUAGGGUCCAAUUUGUUGAAUUCCACAAUACCAUCUAUCCUGUGGGAACUUACAGAUAUCUUGCAUGUAAACUUGUCAUCCAAUAAUCUAAGUGGAUCUGUCUCGGAAGAUGUUGGUAAUCUGAAAGUUGUCAUAAAUAUAGAUUUAUCAAACAACCACUUAUCCGGUAGUAUACCAAGCAGCAUUGGAAAUUUACAAAGCUUGGUCAAUCUCUCCUUGGCGAAUAAUAAGUUCGGAGGCCUUAUUCCUAGUUCACUUGGCAAGUCCCUCAGCUUGGAACUUUUAGAUUUAUCCAAAAAUAAUCUGUCUGGAAUAAUUCCAAAGUCACUCGAAUCUCUAAAAUAUCUCAAAAUUUUGAAUUUGUCUUUCAACAAACUCCAAGGAGAAAUCCCAAUAGGUGGGCCUUUCCGAAACUUAUCUGCUCAAUCAUUUGUAUCGAGUGGGAGACUUUGUGGUGCACCUCGAUUUCAUGUCCCAUCAUGCAAUAAUAGUACAUUUGAGGCACAUUCAACUAAAGCAAGCAUAUCCAACUUGAAGUACAUUAUACCAGUGAUCUUGUCAGCAAUGUUCAUGGUUACCUCCAUUUGGAUAGUGAAACUACGUAGAAGAAAGAAUGUGGAAGCUGCAAAAGAGACAGCAUUGUUACCUCAACCUCUAUGGAGAAGAGUUUCACACCAGGAACUUGUUAAAGCAACAAAUGCAUUUGAUGAAAUCAACUUACUUGGCAGUGGUGGUUUUGGCUCAGUAUAUAAAGGAACAUUUUCUGAUGGGAUAAAUGUGGCCAUAAAGGUUUUCAAUUUACAGCUAGAAGGGGCAUUCAAGAGUUUCGAAAUUGAGUGUGAAAUGCUAGGCAACAUUCGUCAUCGAAAUCUUAUCAAAAUCAUCAGUUGCUGCAAUCAAAUUAAUUUCAAAGCCGUGGUACUGAACUACAUGCCUAAUGGGAGCCUUGAGAAGUGGUUGUAUUCUCAAAACUUUUGUUUGGAUAUCCUACAGAGAUUGAGUAUUAUGAUUGAUGUUGCAUCAGCAUUAGAAUACCUUCAUCAUGGUUAUGAAAUACCAAUCGUCCACUGUGAUUUGAAGCCCAGCAAUAUCCUACUGGAUGCGGAUAUGAGUGCACAUAUUGCUGACUUUGGCAUUGCAAAGCUCUUGUAUGGAAGAGAUUCGAUGACCCAAACCAUCACUCAAGCCACAAUUGGAUAUAUGGCCCCAGAGUAUGGAAUGGAAGGAAUAGUUACUAGAAGAGGGGAUGUGUACAGUUUUGGCAUCGUAUUAAUGGAAACAUUCACAGGAACGAAGCCAACAGAUGAGAUUUUUGAUGGGGAAAUGAGUUUGAAGCAAUGGAUUGCAAAUUCACCGUUAAUUGAUGUUGUGGAUGCCAACUUACUCGGGACAAAAGCAGAGGAUCGUGAUUUUGUGAAGAAUAGCGAGUGUUUGUCAUCCAUAAUGAGAUUAGGUCUAGCUUGUUCCGCAGAAUCACCGGAAGUGAGGAUGAAUAUGCAAGAGGCUCUAGCCACGCUGAACAAGAUCAAGAUCAAGUUUUUGAAGGACGCUGCCGGAGGUGUGGUGUUGAACCGUUCUCUUGUUUAACGUCCCUUUUUUUUAUGGAUAAGCAUAUAGUCUUGGUCUUUGAUUCAGUCCUUAAAUGAUGCUACUGUAUGAUUAGUGACCUGAGUAAAUGAUGCCCCUCCAACUUUCUUUCUGGUCAAAUUAUCAAUUUGUCAUAACAUGGGUAAAAGCUUGACAAGCAAAAUUAAGAGAGGAAGAGCAAGUAGCAACUAUUGGUUCACAUUGCUUUCUCUUAAGUUCAAAUAGAGCUGUACCACCAACUUCAGCCAUAGGCAUUAAAAUUUAAAAUGAGCCUCAGGCCAAGAAUAACAUGG
Rosa chinensis is the source of this 3717-nucleotide messenger RNA. RefSeq names its product putative receptor-like protein kinase At3g47110. Lineage: Eukaryota; Viridiplantae; Streptophyta; Magnoliopsida; Rosales; Rosaceae. The record is from RefSeq and is a predicted model, not a curated record. Gene Ontology annotation, biological process: protein phosphorylation. The coding region runs from base 62 to 3424 and encodes 1120 amino acids. The transcript is spliced from 5 exons. Gene Ontology annotation, molecular function: receptor serine/threonine kinase binding; ATP binding; protein kinase activity.